UUCGCGACGGACAGCGGAAAAGUUUUAUGGGCAUUCGACCGGCUUACAUCCUAAAGCGAGGCGCUAAAUAACAAAUAUAAUACAUCGUAUCCUCAUUCGAGAAGGAUAGAAGGAGCUAAAGUAGAUUGUUUUACCGAGAAAGAAUGAGGUAAGAAUGAUGAAUUCCACCUAUUCCGAAAACCUGCACGACAGUGGGUUUUUCUUUGCGCUGAUGUUGACAAUUAUGGCUGUGCUGGCGCCGUUCAUCAUUAUUGGGAAUUUGUUCGUCGUCUUGGCCGUUUACAAAAACUACAAUCUACGAACGCCGACGAACUUUAUCCUAACAAGUCUAGCGGUCAAUGAUAUGAUGUCAAGUGUGGCUCUUGCUCUUGCCUGCUACCCAGCCGUAUUUUCGCAAAAGACCUGGUACCCUAACAUGGCGGACUUGCUAUGGUUACCAAUUUUCACUUUGUGUUCGAGUACACUGCUCCACAUUGUUGCCCUUACCGUAGACCGGUAUAUUGCAGUAACAAAACCGCUUAGAUAUCCUACAUUGGUUACUCCGAAACGCGUUGGUUACGAGAUAGCAUCCAUUUGGAUACUUAGCCUGAUCUUUCUCGUCUUACGCGGUUACAUUGACCUAAACGAAGUUCAAAAUGCCAACCGCGGUAGAGAGCCGCACAGCCUCGGGUUCGUAAUAUUCAGCUUGGUCAUCGUCUCACUUUUGUUCCUUACACUGUUGGUGAUUGUCGUCUCUAACCUCCGCAUAAUGCAGAUCGCCGUCAGGCAGGCAAGAGCCAUAUCGAAUCAAACAAUCAACGAUCAAAAUAACUGCGUCGCACCGGCAGCGGUGGAGCGGAGGCUCAAAGCGGUCAAGACUACCGGCAUCAUAGUCGGUGUUCUUGUGUUUUUUUGGUCUCCAUAUAUCGUGUUCUUCACUCUUCAUUUAACGCCGUUAGCGGACAAAGCAUCAAUGGUCUAUCUAAAUCUUUGUUUCCUGGUAGCACUAGCUAUUUCUGCCGCACUCAAUCCUUUCAUAUAUCAUCAUAGCUCGAAAUAUUUCGAGCUGCGUCAAACAAAUUCAUAUGCUAAGAUGUAUUGCUUUCAUAUAUCAUCGUAG
This is a messenger RNA of Strongylocentrotus purpuratus (purple sea urchin), 1099 nucleotides long. RefSeq names its product histamine H2 receptor-like. Gene Ontology annotation, biological process: G protein-coupled receptor signaling pathway. Gene Ontology annotation, molecular function: G protein-coupled receptor activity. The coding region runs from base 155 to 1099 and encodes 314 amino acids. The record is from RefSeq and is a predicted model, not a curated record. NCBI's taxonomy places the organism in Eukaryota, Metazoa, Echinodermata, Echinoidea, Camarodonta, Strongylocentrotidae. The transcript has a single exon. Gene Ontology annotation, cellular component: membrane.